This is a messenger RNA of Fundulus heteroclitus (mummichog), 7140 nucleotides long. Its product is annotated as TNF receptor-associated factor 2. Lineage: Eukaryota; Metazoa; Chordata; Actinopteri; Cyprinodontiformes; Fundulidae. The record is from RefSeq and is a predicted model, not a curated record. Gene Ontology annotation, biological process: regulation of apoptotic process; positive regulation of canonical NF-kappaB signal transduction; positive regulation of JNK cascade. Gene Ontology annotation, molecular function: ubiquitin protein ligase binding; tumor necrosis factor receptor binding; zinc ion binding. Gene Ontology annotation, cellular component: cytoplasmic side of plasma membrane; plasma membrane signaling receptor complex; cytosol.
GCUCAUGAUGAAAUCUGUCCAAAGUACCCGAUGAUCUGUGAAGGCUGCGCAAAGAAAAAGAUCCCCCGUGAAAAGUAUGUGGACCAUAUUAAGUUCUGCAGUAAAUUUAAAACACCAUGCAGAUUUCAUGUUGUUGGCUGCGAUACGUCUGUGGAGAAAGAGAAGAUCCAUGACCACGAGCGGCAGUGUUCAUACGAGCACCUCAACCUGCUUCUACAUUUCAUCAUGGGGAUCAAGGUGAGUCUGGAGAGCCUGCACCCACAGACCCUCGAGGUGGCCAGCCAGAAGCUGCAGGGGCUCCACCAGUCCCUCAGAGAGCUGGAGCUGAAGAUGAGCCAGCUUGGUGGGGGCGGCCCAGCUCCCGUGCAGGGUGCCUGCGCUCUCACCCUGGCCACGUCCUUUACCCCGCUCCCCAGCGCCUUGGGUGCCGCCCUGGAGCUGCAGCUCCAGAGUGAGAAGACCAAGGUGGCCGAGCUGAGCCGACGCUGCCAGGAGCUGGAGCUGAAGGUGAACACGUUUGAAAACAUUGUCUGCGUCCUGAACCGAGAGAUGGAGCGCUCCUGUACCACCAUGGAGGCCUACAACCGCCAACACAGACUGGACCAGGACAAGAUAGAGAUUCUCAACAACAAGGUUCGUCAGCUGGAAAGGACAGUAAGCCUGAGGGACCUGUCCAUCGUGGAGAUGGAGGGGAAGAUGAGGGAGAUGUCUGCAGCCACCUACGACGGCGUCUUUAUCUGGAAGAUCUCCGAUUUCACCAAGAAGAGGCAGGAUGCCGUGGCGGGCCGUGCUCCUGCCAUGUUCUCCCCUGCAUUUUAUACGAGCAAAUACGGCUACAAGAUGUGCUUACGAAUCUACCUGAACGGUGACGGGACGGGCCGAGGCACACACCUGUCUCUGUUCUUUGUGGUGAUGAGAGGACACAGCGACGCACUCCUUAAGUGGCCUUUCAAUCAGAAGGUUACGCUCAUGCUGCUCGACCAGAACAACAGGGAGCACAUAAUCGAUGCCUUCCGGCCCGACAUCUCAUCCUCGUCCUUCCAGAGGCCCGUCAGCGACAUGAACAUCGCCAGCGGCUGCCCGCUCUUCUGUCCCCUGUCCAAGCUGGACUCUAAAAACUCCUACAUACGUGAUGACACCAUCUUUAUAAAGGCUAUUGUAGACCUCACUGGGCUCUAGAGAAAAACGUAAGAGCAGAAAUCCAACUUUGCCUUUUGUUGCAACUAACCUGUUUCUUUGUCUUAACAGUACCUGGCAUUUCUCUCGGGAGCGUGUCCGAAUCUUUUGGUUUUGGGAUCAGUUGUUGGUGACAAUAUGCAAGCUGUCAUUUCUGUUUGUGGCUAAUUUCAUUUCUUCAGUCCCUUACAUUACCAACCAGAAGGAGCUUUUAUGCAUCAAAGCCGUUGACCUUUCACCAAAGUGACUGGAGAAGUGAACAGAAGUUAAACACAGCGUUUUUACUAACCAAGGCAUUCCAACAUCUGUGUCGUAUCAUAUGUGCCAAACUAGCCAACUCUGACCGUGUCAUCGCUCUACCAUCCGCAUCUUCUAGCUUCUGGUGCUACAGACGGGGCUCGUCCUCCAGUUUUCAAGAAAGCUUUCCUGUAGGCACUAGAUAAAGCUCUUGUUGUUACUAGUUGUCACCCAGAAAAUGGGACCCUACUAACCGCUAGGAUAACUAACACACACGCGAGAACCCUUAAAGCAUUCGGCUUGUUGCGUCUUGUUCCAUCGUCCCCGGGAUAUGCAUUAAGAUCUUUUUCUCGUUCCAAAGGUUUCCCACUGUGCUAACAAUCUGGUUUGUGAUUUAUUGAAGGGUUUUAUACAGCUGUAGUCUGAAUGAAUGAAAGCAAGAACAUUGCAGGUAAUAAAAGCCAAACAGUUUGCAGGUCUAGGUCCCAGAUAUGGAUCCGAGGCGUUUUAGAACGGCCAACUCUCCAUACAGAGUCCCAGUCAGAUGCAUCUUUGUAAUCAGCGCCAUGUAUGUGUUUGUAAACUCGGUAGCUUUAAAGUGCAGUGAAUGAAGUAUGUUUCAUCAGUAUUAUGUGGUCUAAUUAAGUUUGGUGAUUGUGAAGCACUAACAGCAACAGGGCUGCAGUCUCUGGUUUUUCCUAACAUGGUGUUAGCUUGGUUCACUUAAACUGCCGUGUUGAUCUGACAACCAUGUCAGAUCAACACACGCAUAGUUUUAUUUACUUUUAAAAAUACUGUAAGUCUGACCUGACAGCUAUGGUCUUCAAGUAACCGGUUUUUCCUGCUGAUCCGUUUUUCACGCGGGGCCAACUUACUCUCUGUUUUGGUAUGACUUGUUGACAAUUCUGCAACUUAACGUAUUUUAAUGGUUUUGCAGUUAUUGGUGCCGGCAGAACCUACAGAAUAGGUUGUUCUCUUGCUUCAUGAGUCCAGCCCUGUGCUUUGCAGGUGGUACGAUGUAGUGACAGGGAUGCUAGCUAUGCUGUCCCUGACAGCGGGGGGUAUCUGAGUACAACACAGACACACUGGGAGCUGGGAUCCGCCAUCAUAGUCUCUUUUUCAUUCCUGGAUAUUAAUGUAAAGGAUGCACUGUCAGGGUAAGCCCACAAAAUUGGCUCCACAAAAGCAGCCAAAGCAAUUUAAACACCAAACUAAGGACCCAGAAGGUCCACUUUGAAUGUGAGGUUUGUGCACAAGCUGACCAGAGCGUGCAUGUCAGGAGUCGGAACCAGAGGGCAAGUUGGGUUUGGAAUUUGUUCAUUUUAAUAACGACCAGAAGAAAGCAAAAAAGUGGAAAAUUAAAAGGUGUAGGCUGGUGCUUGUAUAGCCCCUGCCCAGUAACAUAUUUAGUUAGACAUCACAGUUAACAAGAUAAUAAUAUACACAACCAUUUACUUUCAUUUCCAAAUAAAGUCCAUGUUAAGGUUUAUCAAAUUGGAGGGUUUUUCUCAUUUUUGCAUGUGUUUUGGUGUGAAAACACAACAGACCUUGAUGUCAUCCAGGCAAUAGUUCCACAGUUUGACGCCUGGGGCACCUUAGACUUGUCUGAACCUUUGGUGCAGGGAUUUCCCAGGUUCCUGUCGUGUGGCACAGUGUACAUGUUGGUGUUUCUGGUAAACGUCUAGGCUAGAUUGAUGCAAAAAGUGAUUUUAUCAUCUUAAUUCCACCCAGGUCUAUGGAUAUUUGCUUUUUGCAUUUAAAAAAAAAUGCAGUGUAUAUUUAAACACAACACAGAGAGAUGUGUUUUAUAGCCUGCAGACAAAGCAAUAGAUCAGACAAGUCUCGUGUCUCUCUGUUGUUCUGUGCUGCCUAGCAUGGGGGGAAUGACAGAGAGACGCUCGUCUGUUUGAGAUUAUCACUCAGCUUUGCUCACCGUAGCGUUUCUCACUUACUUACUGUUCCAUAGUACCAACGUGUCCGGCUCUGCUGCUUUUAUGUUCGUUGGGAAUCAUUUGUGGCCGUGAACAUCACUUGAAUCCCGCGGGUUCUGCCUGCUCUAGUUCAGUUAGCAUUUCUCUGUGUGUGGAUGUUGCAGUUCACUUUCAUUUACUGCUAGUUGCUGUCUUAGUUUAUCUAAGCAGCUGCACUGAUGCCUGCAACCGUUUCUGGAACUGCUUGCCACCUGUAUAUUGCCAGCAUUGGACUGUAUGUGGGGAAACAUCCAAUUUUAUUCUGACUUUAUCUGCUUAGAGGUUCCAGUAACUUUAGUGCGUAUCUUAUGACCUUUUUUUUCCAGCGUCUGUUGGCAGUUCUAUCAAAAAAAAAAAAGGUGCUAUAGGAGAUUCAGUUCUUCAACAUUUUUAAGACCGCUAACUCAGAUUAGCCUAUGGCAAGUGUUGUCUCUACAGGGUAUUUAAGAGGGAUUCAUGUUUGGUUUAAAGAACAGUACUUUGACUCUGAUUCCUUUAGCCCUCUAAGAAGAAAGAUUGUUUGAUAAAAUCCCAAAUGUUCUCCCAGAUGCAUAAAAAUUGAGAGGCAUAAAUUGUAAGUUGCGAGUAAAUAAAUAUGCGUCUCCAUGCAGCUACGCACUAAUUAAACAGUUGCUAAAAUUGACAAAAUCAAGCAUCACACAAAACUUACACUAAAGGGUGAGUGUGUGUUGCGGCGCAUCAAGUGGUGUAAAACAGUUAUUACUCGUUUGAAAUUACUUAAAGGGAUAAUUUGGAUUAUUGCAGUGGGGUUCUGCUGAGAAGUUACCAACCGCAGGAAGCCAUUUUAGCAACUUUAUUUUCUAUAAAAAUGCGUUAGUUGUUCCAAGAAGCUAAGCUAAACAUCUAAUCAGAGCAGAACCAAGUGGUGGACUGUGGUCCAUAAACAGAACUCCCCACGAUGUCCAAUCAAAAGGAUUCCUACCCAUUGAACGUUGACUUUAUUGGCAUGUUACACCUACAAACCUCACUGGAUUUUAUUGGGAUUUUACACGAUAGACCAAGACAGAGUAAAGAAUAGUAAAGCAUCGCUCUCUUUAGUCUCUGCUACAUUUCAAGGACUUUACACUGCAAUUCUUUGGUGUUCCUCUGAGGUGGGUAGCGGGGCCCUUUUGGUACGGGCGACCUGGGUUCAAAUCCCAGUGGUGUCAGGAUCUGGCGUAAAAAACGGCCUUUGAUCAAGGGAGCAACUGAAAGGACUCUGUUACACACAAUAAAGGGAGAAAGGGAGUUAGUUAUCUACUGCUGAUGGAGCCUAUCAACAGAGCCCCACAUUUUUCUCUGAAUUAUUCCUUUAUUGAAAAGAGAAAAAGACAAACAACAUGUAAAAGAUUCAAACUUUCACAAAAAGACAAAAGGAAAAUACAAAGUGGAGCCAAAAUAACCAGAGAGAUGACUUCAGAGAUCCAGAACAAACGUAGACUGCAGGCUGAGCUUUAUUGACAUUAUUCAGUACUGAUAUUAUUUAAAUUCUUCCAAUAAAAUUUAUAUACAAUUAUAUUUUGUUGUUUCAAAGGAAACAGCGUAUACGGUGGGAUAAAAAGGUGUUUGCCACCUUCCUGAAUUCUCCUGGUGGCGAGUUUCUUUUUGUUGUUGUUGCUGUUGUCACAUUUACACGUUUCCGAACUUCAAACUGGUUUUAAUAUCAGAUAGGUAACCUGAAUAAAAAUCAAAAGCAGUUUUCCAAUGGUGACGUCAUUUUCUAAGGUCCAAAAGCUAUUCAAACCAACCUUGCCCCAUGUAACAAAGUAAGUGCUCCCUAAAUCUAAUAACUGGUUGUGCCGCCCCUUGGAAGCAAAAGCUGCCAUCAAGGGUCUGACUCUUCAAAACUUCGAUGACAAUGAAUCUGUUACCCAGAAGGAUUUCUGACCCGGUCUACACUGGAUGGUUGGUGACCUGGCAUACUACAGUCAGAUUUAAAUCAUUUUUUUAAACCAAGGCAACUUGCUGGUGUGUUUUGGCUCAUUGUUGCAUAGCCAUGUGUGUUUGAGUUGCACUAGCCCCUAAGGCAACAGGAAGCAGCUCCAAUCAUCACACCACCACCACCAACACCACCAUUUGACUGUAUGGUUUUAUUCUUGCGUCAGUUAUAACAGGAGACUAGCCUUCCAGAAACAUCCACUUCUGUCUCAUCAGUCCAUCAGGAUAUUUCCCCAAACAUCUCGGGGAUCAUUGAGAUGAGUGUGGUUUGUGCAGCUGAACCACAAAAUGUGGUUAAUCACUGUUGAUUCACAAUUAAAAAGGAGUUAAAUAUGGUCUUUUAUUGUUGGGCCAGGUUGAUUUGGAUUGCUUUUUUUCCUCUUAACAAUUGAAAGCAUCACGGGAAAACUGCUUUUUGUAUUUCCUCUGGCUCUCUGUGAAAUAUCAAAAUCUUUUCUUCAUCUUUUUAACCAACCUGUUUUACUAGAAAAACAAGUGCCUGUAUUUAUGUUGUAUAACCUUGACAAUGUUUCAUUGUGCUAUAGUGUAUGAGUAAACAUAAAAGUAUAUUAUGAAGGUCUUUCAUUUGGAUUUUAGAACAUUAUCUUUCAUAAUUGUAUUGUCUUUAAAAAAAAGAAAAAAGAAGUAUUUACUACACGUUCUAAAAUGUUUGGUGACCCAGAAUGUUUUCUUUGCGUGCAGAAAAUGGUGAAUGUUUUGGAGUGUUUACUGGGGGGAAAACGGAGGUCAGAAGCUGACAAACCAGCAGCUUUUGGCAUCUUGACCCAAAUGCCUCCAGCAUGCUUUUAAACCUCUCAACGUAUACCGAUCCAUCUCUGUGCAUGAGAGGUUUCGGUAGGAGACGAUGCAUAUAUCAAGCACUGGCUCACAUUGUAGGCCGGGUUUUUAAUUUCUUUUUAUGAUUUCACUAUUGUAUAUUAUACAACAUAUGAGGGCGGUAUUGUGACCCUUUUUUUGAACCUGAGGGGGUGUCAGAAAGCUAAACAUAUCUGAAUAAUGCAUAGAUAAUAUUUAUUGAUUAAAAAAGUCUGACGUUGAGACUGUUUAAAAGCAUGCGUUGGCUCGUUUGGCUGAUUUCUGUCACGUUGCAUCUCCACUGGGACCUCAGCUUGCUGCAGCCUUUUCCCGUUCCGUUCUUUUCUGAAACAUAUGUCUUGUAUUUUUGCACGUAUGGUGGUCCACAUUUUUGCACGCACAGCAGCCUCAAACGAAGCUCCAUUUCUUCCUGCCUACAGUGUGUUCUGGUAGCAGCAGUAGUCGGACAUUUCCCCCCCGCGAAGAAGCGGAUGUGAGCCUGGACUUCUGAUUUGUUUACAACAAAAGGGCUUCACAUUUCAUUGGCGUCCACUAAAUGUCACGCACAGGCUUGCGUACACGCUCCACCUGCUCAGAAGCAGAACCGUGAUAGCGGACCGGAUCUUCAGCUGGAAGAGAUGUCCCAUUUGAGCUGGCUGAUGUCUCCACGUGUCAGCGAUACGGACUCGUAGGAAGUGCCACACUGCCUCACUGUUUCUGCGACAGAAUAAACAAUGUUUUUGAUAAUUCCUGCUUCAGAAACUGAUACUAGUCACUUUGCGUUCCCUCCGCCUCUGUUCCUGUGGAUAUGGAUUCCUCCAACGGCCUUGCUGAGAUUAGGAUGAAGAGCCUUCAUCUGUAGCGGUGACAUCAGUCGUACUUGUUGUUCUUUCUGCUGCAUUCUGUGGAUAGAAAGUGGUGUGUUAGUUAACUCUUUGUACAAAAGAAAUUUUGUUCCCUAUUUGUAUUUUUGAUUUAAUAAAGAUUUUAAAAAUGCCCUCUA